Cucurbita moschata (crookneck pumpkin) is the source of this 2992-nucleotide messenger RNA. Its product is annotated as probable WRKY transcription factor 2. The record is from RefSeq and is a predicted model, not a curated record. The transcript is spliced from 7 exons. Gene Ontology annotation, biological process: regulation of DNA-templated transcription. The coding region runs from base 476 to 2731 and encodes 751 amino acids. Gene Ontology annotation, molecular function: sequence-specific DNA binding; DNA-binding transcription factor activity. Lineage: Eukaryota; Viridiplantae; Streptophyta; Magnoliopsida; Cucurbitales; Cucurbitaceae.
UUCAAAGAUUCCAUCCAUUUCCUCCAUCUCCUCAGCUUUUGAGCUUUUGUUGUUCUUCAAAGGCUCUCGCCCAUUUUCUUCCUUCUGGUUAUUGCAACAGUGAAAGCUUAUCUUUCUUGUAAUUUUGUUGGUGUGGCCAUUGUUUGAUCAUUGGGUUUUGACCAGAGCUUUUUCAAGGGAAUUUGAGAGACAAAAGGAGCCAGCGAAGAAGGCGUUGGGGUGCCUGUUUUUUCCCCCCUUCUUCCCUAUCUCUUUCGUUUUCCUUCAAUCACGAUAAUCAAAAUGAUUCAUAAUGUUUUCGGAUCUUAAUUUCUACCCAGUUUUGAACUCCGAUUCUGCUUCUGGGAUUUUGCCGCUAACCCGUUUUUUCUUGUUCUUCUCUUAUUUGAUUCUUUUUCGGCCUCCGAAUCACUCAGGAUUUCUCAACAUUUCUGCGAGGUUUUCGAGUUUAUAUUAACCGAGCAAUCCAGUAGUAAUGGGGAGGACUGAUGAUAACGUUGCUAUAAUUGGGGAUUGGGUGCCUCCAAGUCCCAGUACACGAGCCUUCUUCUCAGCAAUGCUAGGGGAGGAUGUUGGUUCUAGACCUGCAAUGGAUACUAUCACCAUUGAUAAAACUGAAGAGCUAUUUCAAAGGCCUCGAGAACAUCCGGUAUCGAACAACACCGUUGCAAGAGGCGGGAUCCCAAGUGCCAAUUCUGGUGAUCGGUCGAUGGAUUUAAGUUCGUUUUCGGGGCAGAAAUUCUGUGGGGGUCUUGUCGAAAGGAUUGCUGCCAGAGCUGGAUUUAAUGCUCCAAGAUUGAAUACAGAGAGUAUUAGAUCCACUGAUCAAUCUCUGGAUUCAGAUGCCAAGUCUCCUUACUUGACAAUACCGCCUGGUCUCAGUCCUACUACAUUGCUAGAUUCACCUGUUUUUCUUUCUAAUUCACUGGCUCAGCAAUCUCCCACAACUGGAAAGUUCCCGUUCUUGCCGAAUGUUAGUAAUCGGAGCUCAAUGAUGAUGUCGGAGGGCGACGAUAAAGGCAGCGUCAAUCCAUUCAACAAUAACAGUACAUCGUUUGCAUUCAGUUCUGGUGUGGAAUCUGGAUCGUUCUUUUAUCUCGGUGCAGCAAGCAAAACAGAUUCUGCCACUGUUCUUCCACAAUCUUGUCCGAGAAUUGAGGUUUCAGUUCCACGUUCAGAAAAUUCUUUUCAAUCUCAUAUUGUAGAACCAUCUCUGUCUUUACCUCAAAACAGAAUCAGUCAUCAUCCGCAAGUGGGACUCUCUACGUCAUGCGUCGAGAGAGAUGAUGUGGGUAAGACCGUGUCAGAUGAUCAAAGAACCUUUGAUUCUUUGUGUGGUGGUGGUGAACAUUCUUCACCACUCGAUGAGCAACCGGAUGAAGGGGAGCAAAGAGGCAGUGGGGAUUCCAUGGCUGGUGGUGGUAGUGGCGCCCCCUCGGAGGAUGGAUAUAACUGGAGAAAAUAUGGACAAAAACAGGUUAAAGGAAGCGAGUACCCUCGUAGUUAUUAUAAGUGCACGCAUCCAAACUGUCAGGUCAAGAAAAAAGUCGAGCGAUCUAAUGAGGGUCAUAUAACAGAGAUCAUCUAUAAAGGAACACAUAAUCACCCAAAGCCCUCGCCCUAUCGACGAGCAGCGACCGGACCUUCGGAUUCCCAUAUCAAUAUGCAACUAGACAUUUCUGCACAAGGUGGCCAACAGACUGCUGAAGGUCUCCUUUGGGGAGAUUCACAAAAACGGAUUCCAAAUGGAGCUCCUGAUUGGAUGCAUGAGAACCUUGAGGUGACUUCUUCAGCAUCCUUGGGUCCUGAAUAUGGCAAUCAGCCUAAUACUUCACAGGCUCAAAAUGGCAGUCAUGUUGAAACAGUUGAAGCCAUUGAUGCCUCAUCCACAUUCUCUAAUGAUGAAGAUGAAGAUGAUAGGGGCACCCAUGGCAGUGUAACAUUGGGAUAUGAGGGGGAAGGAGAUGAGUCUGAGUCUAAGAAAAGGAAACUUGACGCUUAUGUAACGGAAAUGAGCGGGGCCACUAGAGCUAUCCGUGAGCCUAGAGUUGUCGUGCAGACUACCAGUGAAGUAGAUAUUCUGGACGAUGGCUAUCGCUGGCGCAAAUACGGGCAGAAGGUUGUAAAAGGAAAUCCAAAUCCUAGGAGUUACUACAAGUGCACAAAUCCUGGCUGCACAGUGAGGAAGCAUGUCGAGCGGGCAUCACAUGACCUGAAGUCUGUGAUCACGACAUACGAAGGAAAGCACAAUCAUGAUGUUCCUGCUGCUCGCAACAGCAGCCACAUCAGUUCUAGUACAUCCAGUCCAGUAACCACACAAAACUCGACCGCAACGACUCAAACUCAUAUUCACAGACCGGGGCCACCCCAGCCUCAGAACACCAUUCCAAGAUUUGAAAGGCCAGUGUUUAGCCUUCCUGGAAGACAGCAGAUGGGCAGUGCCCAUGGGUUCUCUUUUGGAAUGAACCCACCUGGACUGAGAAAUCUGACAAUGGCAGCCGUUGGCCAAGCCAAGCUUCCUGUUCUGCCAAUGCAUCCAUACUUAGCACAAGCACACCAUGUUAAUGACAUGGGUUUCUUGUUGCCAAAAGGAGAGCCCAAUGUAGAACCUACAUCUGACCUUGGCUUGAACUUUUCCCAUGGUUCAACCGUGUAUCAGCAAAUUAUGAGUAGGCUUCCACUUGGACCUGAGAUAAGGGGCUGCUCUCAAAUACAAAAACCAUUGGGGUAGACUAACCCAAAACAUUAUUUCAAGUCGUUGGACUAUCGAUAUUCAAAGACAGGAAGCAGUUGGGCGGGGCUACGACAAUGAAGUGUUUCGAUAUGAAAAGGGGUAGGGGAGAAUACAUUGCUUCAUUAAGAUUUCCAAGAAAACAAUCCCAACAAAUCAUGUGGAGGGAAUGAGCUAAUUCAUUGAAAUGAUUCCACUAGACCUGACCAUCACAACUUACAGAUCAAGAGUACAUAUUCCAAUGCAAAGAAUGGUGAAUGA